AUGUGUUUCCUCAAGGGGGCUUUCACAUUCGCGGCCUUUUCGGCCCUGGCUGCCAGCAUCCUCGGUGUCCCUCUUGAGACGAGCACUAUUGUCGAUUAUGAUAAGGGUGACUUGGCACGACAUGCCGUCGACGUGGGCGGCCUAGACGAGCAUCUUGCCGACCUGAGCCUUCCCAUCGACGCCAGACAUGACUCCCGCCUGGUCGAGAGACAGGUUCAAACGCCUCCCACAAGAAAGGACAUGAAAGUCUACUUGGUCAAUCUCGAAAAGCAGCCAGCAUACUCCGGUUGCACCCAGAAACUUGUUUUCUGGUCUGGUGUGACUGAGGGCCAAGCCAGGUCUUUUGCGACCAAAAAUAAGCGAUUCACAGGCGACGUGUACGGCUACUUCACUGAGCGGGCGGUCGAGCAGAAGGAUCUUAAAGAGUGCCAGGUGGUCUGGUGCAGGAUCGAAAAGUCGAUUGUCGUCCAGUCCCGCAAGGGCAAGCAGGUCACCAGUGUCGCGAAGUACGUCCUCUACAAGGACAGGUCCACGAAGCAUGGUGGCUUGAUCAAGACUAUUGCCGCAUAA
This is a messenger RNA of Metarhizium brunneum ARSEF 3297, 570 nucleotides long. RefSeq lists its product as uncharacterized. Lineage: Eukaryota; Fungi; Ascomycota; Sordariomycetes; Hypocreales; Clavicipitaceae. The record is from RefSeq and is a predicted model, not a curated record.